Messenger RNA from Suillus subalutaceus, 381 nucleotides. RefSeq lists its product as uncharacterized. The transcript has 3 exons. NCBI's taxonomy places the organism in Eukaryota, Fungi, Basidiomycota, Agaricomycetes, Boletales, Suillaceae. The record is from RefSeq and is a predicted model, not a curated record. The annotation marks the transcript as partial.
GGCUUGCGACAUCUUGAGCUGACAGAUCAAGAGUGGGAAAUUGCGGAGCAAUUGCGGGAUAUCUUGAAGGACGCUACACUUUUCUUCUCCCGUUCGACUCCAAACUUGGCGACUGUUAUCCUGGCUAUGGACUUAAUCGACGAGAAACUGACAACUUACUCUCAGAACCAGUGGUUUCUUCCCUCAAUUCGUGCGGCCGUUGGACUUGGCAAAAGAACAUUAAACCGGUACUACCAACUGACGGACACAUCAGAAGUGUACCGUAUCGCCAUGGUUCUACACCCGCGCCACAAACUCGCAUAUUUCAGGCAUGCAAAGUGGGAGGACGAUUGGGUUGAGACUGCCAAGACCCUUGUGAGGGAGACAUAUGAGCAUUCUUAC